This is a messenger RNA of Monopterus albus (swamp eel), 2401 nucleotides long. It is a transcript of the gene epn1a, whose product is annotated as epsin 1a. Gene Ontology annotation, molecular function: clathrin binding; phospholipid binding. The transcript has 13 exons. Bases 384 to 2315 code for a protein of 643 amino acids. Gene Ontology annotation, cellular component: endosome; clathrin vesicle coat; plasma membrane. Gene Ontology annotation, biological process: endocytosis. The record is from RefSeq and is a predicted model, not a curated record. Lineage: Eukaryota; Metazoa; Chordata; Actinopteri; Synbranchiformes; Synbranchidae.
GAAUAAUAAUCGUUGCGUGUAUGUUUAUUCCGGACUUUCAUUUUGGCUGUUAAAAUAAGUAAAUUAAUUAUUCAUGAGCCUUCUACACCCAUCACAGGAAAACACAGCUACGGGGGGUGCGGUCUUUCCUGUGGUCGGGAGCGGAAGCGGAAAUUCGGCCAUCUCCUCGCAUAUUCAAGCUACAACAGGUUUUCAUCCCCCUACACCUGUGGCUUUGCGACCCAAUGUUGCCACAGGAAGAAACAGACAAACUGAGAUACAGCUCUCCCUGAAUGAGUGACGCACAAGACAGGAAAACAGAAGGACACCAAGAAGAGAGAGCCUUAUUCUGCAUCAUUCUUGUGUAACAGAUCGCAUCAGAAUUCGACGGCCACACCAUUGCCAUGUCGACCUCAUCGCUACGGCGACAAGUAAAGAACAUCGUCCACAACUAUUCAGAGGCUGAAAUCAAGGUUAGAGAAGCGACGUCCAAUGACCCCUGGGGUCCCAGCAGCUCUCUGAUGUCAGAGAUCGCUGAUCUGACCUACAAUGUUGUGGCCUUCUCAGAAAUCAUGAGUAUGGUGUGGAAACGCCUCAAUGACCAUGGCAAGAACUGGAGACAUGUGUACAAGGCUAUGACUCUUAUGGAGUACCUGAUUAAGACAGGUUCAGAACGUGUUGCCCAGCAGUGCCGAGAGAACAUAUAUGCAGUCCAGACCCUCAAGGAUUUCCAGUACAUAGACAGGGAUGGCAAAGACCAGGGCGUGAAUGUGCGAGAGAAAGCCAAACAGCUAGUGACGCUGUUGAAAGAUGAAGAGAGACUAAGAGAGGAGAGGAUUCAUGCCCUCAAAACCAAAGAGAAGAUGGCACAGACCUCCAGUGCUUCCUCGGCUCCCUCAGCACCCAGCCUGGGGGGCAGUCUGUCACUGGGCUCCCACUCCGGAGGGGCAGACCCUGAACAAGCCUGGCCACAGAGCUCUGGAGAGGAAGACCUGCAGCUACAGUUGGCUUUGGCCAUGAGUAAAGAAGAGGCAGAGCAGACUAGCACGGACCCUCUGGAGGAUGCAGAGCUCCGCUAUGCAAUCACACUCAGCAAAGAGAUGCAACAAAAGGAGGAGAGACUGCGUAGAGGUGAUGACCUGAGACUGCAAAUGGCCAUUGAGGAGAGUAAGAGGGAGAAGCCGAAGUCAGAGGAGAGCACCUUGAUGGAGCUGAGUGCUGUGGACCCCUGGGGCGCCCCUGCUGCCACCACUGUGGGUUCUGCUGGCCCCUCUCCUCCACCUACAGUUCCUGCUCCUUCUGCCUCAGGCCCGUGGGGCACAGCUCCCACAGACCCAUGGGGCAUGGCGUCCCCCACAUCCCCUACAAGUUCUGACCCUUGGGGUGGGGGAGCUCCACCCACUAUAGCCCCUCCUCCAGACCCCUGGGGAGAGACGUCCAACAGAGUUAACAACGUUGACCCCUGGGGUAGCUCAGCUGUGACCCCCCCCAGUGCCGACCCCUGGGGUCCCUCAGUGCCUCCCAGCACUUCCUCCUCGGGGGGGCCAGUAGACCCCUGGGCAAGGGACGGGCCUGUCCCUGCCUCUGACCCUAUCAGCUCCGACAUCUGGAGUGGCACCGUCAAACACACUAAUGGCACAGAAGACCCCGAGCGACGAGGGUCUUCAGCAGCAGGCGGUGACGGUACAAGCUCACCAGUGCAAUUUGACCUGUCAUCUCUCGGUUCUUCACUUCCUGUUCGUAAGACGCCUGAGUCCUUCCUCGGCCCCAACGCAGCAUUGGUGGAUCUUGAUUCCCUGGUAUCAUCUAAACCCAAACCCAAGCAACCGCCACCUCCUUCCGUCUCUUCCUCUUCAGCACACAACCCCUUAAGUUCAUCUCCCGCUCCUGGUAUGGCAGUGACUCCUGGCAGCACCAUCUCCAGUAGGGGGGUUUCUCCAACACCUGCCUCUUCCAACCCAUUUGGCGUGGCCCCAUCCAUGACUUCCAUCUCACCUCAGCCCUCAUCUCUCGGCCUGAGUGCCCUCCGCACCAGUCCUGUGCCUCCCAAUCCCAUGCUGGGCAUGGUGCAACCAGGAAUGGGCAUGGGGCCCAUGAGUGUAGGCAUGGGGGCUCCAGGAAUGGGCCUGAGCAUGGUGCAGGCCAGCCCCAUGGGCAUGCCCUACAGUGGGCUCUCUCCUAUGGCACCUCCAGGCUUGGCCCUGGGGGCCGGAGGUGCAGCACCUCCUCAGUUGAUUUUGGGUGGGCCCGCUGGAACAGGAGGAGUGAUGGGAGCAGGAGGAUCAGUGGGAGGUGGAGGGACAACGGGAGCAAGCACCAACCCUUUUCUUCUUUGAGGCAGUGUCACCACUACUUCUGUCUUACCUGCUGCCCCCCCUCAUUCAUCCCCCCCUUCAACAUGAUUUGUGUCCAAAAAGAAAAA